Bactrocera dorsalis (oriental fruit fly) is the source of this 1266-nucleotide messenger RNA. It is a transcript of the gene Nse1, whose product is annotated as non-structural maintenance of chromosomes element 1 homolog. NCBI's taxonomy places the organism in Eukaryota, Metazoa, Arthropoda, Insecta, Diptera, Tephritidae. The record is from RefSeq and is a predicted model, not a curated record. Bases 210 to 905 code for a protein of 231 amino acids. Gene Ontology annotation, molecular function: ubiquitin-protein transferase activity. The transcript has 3 exons. Gene Ontology annotation, cellular component: Smc5-Smc6 complex; nucleus. Gene Ontology annotation, biological process: DNA damage tolerance; double-strand break repair via homologous recombination.
UAUUCUGAUAACUACUUUGACAUAUGCGUGGUCAUCGAAAAUAUGGACCCUGACAAUAUUAGAGAUUAUGUUUUUCGAGAUAAUAACCAUGGCCUGCCGAUAAUGUAAAUCGAUAUACGAUAUUUUACACGAUGAUUAAAGAUAUAAACAUUGUUUACCUUUACUUGCACAUUCCUAUUUAAUCAGCCGCGUAUAUUUAUAAAUUUGAAAUGCGAAGAGAAGUAAAAAAACUAUUUUUGCAAGCUUGUAUGAACCACGGCAGCUUAAGCCUGGAACAAAUUAGUGAAAUACUUGAGCCAAUUUCUCAAUCAUAUGAUGAUGCUGCUAUAUUGGGCGAUGUGAAAAACUUGGUCAAAGAAAUAAACAGUGAUUUAAAAGAAUGUAAUCAAGAAUUAAAAUUCGUAAAACAUCCAUUGCUUGGAAAGGAGUAUUUGGUAUUUGGUCUAACGUUUGAAACACCCGCGAGUAAGCUUCAGCACCAUUAUCGUGAAGCUGAUCAGUUGUAUUUCGCAAAGCUUGUAGAGACUAUGGCUGUUCAAGAAGACUACGGUAUUUCGUGGGUUGAUAUGUAUAAUCUGCCGAACCUUCCUCAAACUGUCAAAAAGGAUUUAACGAAAAGGCGCGUUCAAGAUUUGAUAACAAAAUGGACACAGCAAGGUUACUUUCUGGAAAAAGAUGACAAAUUAUUUUUCGGGCCACGGAUGUUAGUUGAAUAUGCGAGCCAUUUGAAAACACAUUUUUCUGAUUACAUCAAAGAUUGUCCGCUUUGUAAGAAUGUAGUUUUAUGGGACAUAAAAUGUGAUCGGUGUGAAAUUAAAGUUCACAAGGAAUGCAUACGAACAUUUUUAAAACGAAAAUCGAAUUGCCCAUCCUGUAAGCAAGUUUGGACGACACCAUUAAACUAAGUUUCCACUAUUCGUUUACAAUCACAUGUUCUUACUAAUUAAUUAAAAUAAAUAAGAAAAUAUCCAUUGGUUUAUUAUUGAUAAAAUUGGUAUAACUUUAUUGUGGCUAUCUACCCCAAGUAGCAAUUUACUUCUUGGUUGUUGUAGUGGUUAUUUAGUACCGGAGUUCAUCUAACGAUAGGCCCAGAAAACGUACUGUUUCAUUGAUGGUGGACCAUAGGGAGAGUCGUGUUCGAUGAUUUGCAACGCAUUUCAUUGUACGAUGGCAAUCGCAAUUUUUUCUUUACUUUUACUUGAUAUUAUUAACGCGUAUUCCAGAAAAUAUUUCAAUGAAUGAAUAUCUUGCUUCUGUAAGAUUUUU